GAAGCCGGGUGGCUUUUCUGCGCAUGUGGGCCCGCUGCCGCCGCUGCUGCUUGCUGUCUAAAGGAGGAGAAGGCGAGGCGGGGAGGACGGAGCGACCCCAGCCCCGCGCCGCCCCUCUCCCUGCGCCCUCGCCAUGGGCGGCUACGAGUACGUGAGCGCCGAGCAGCUGGCCGGCUUCGACAAGUACAAGUACAGCGCUGUGGACAGCAACCCCCUCUCCCUGUAUGUUAUGCACCCGUUUUGGAAUACGGUGGUUAAGAUUUUCCCUACGUGGCUGGCCCCAAAUUUGAUAACGUUUUCUGGCUUCCUGCUGCUUGUCUUCAACUUCUUCCUCAUGGCAUAUUUUGAUCCUGACUUUUAUGCAUCUGCGCCUGAUCACGAGCACGUUCCUAACAAACUGUGGGUCAUAGUGGGUCUUCUCAAUUUCGUAGCUUACACACUAGAUGGUGUGGAUGGGAAGCAGGCUCGCCGGACCAAAUCCAGCACCCCGCUGGGCGAACUCUUUGACCAUGGCUUGGACAGCUGGGCUUGCAUGUUCUUCGUGGUGACAGUUUACUCCACCUUUGGCCGGGGACCCAAUGGCGUCAGCGUCUUUGUCCUAUACCUACUCCUUUGGGUGGUUUUGUUCUCAUUUAUCCUCUCCCACUGGGAGAAAUAUAAUACAGGGAUUCUCUUCCUGCCGUGGGGAUAUGACAUCAGCCAGGUGACCAUUUCCAUAGUGUACAUAGUGACCUCGAUUGUGGGAGUGGAGGCCUGGUACGAACCUUUCCUGUUUAAUUUCUUAUAUAGAGACCUAUUCACUACAAUGAUUAUUGGUUGUGCACUCACUGUGACCCUUCCCAUGAGCCUGCAUAAUUACUACAAAGGCUACUCAAGCAACACAUUGAAGCAUGACUCCAUCUAUGAAGCGAUGCUGCCUUUUCUGUCGCCCGUGCUGCUGUUCGUCUUGUGCACCGUUUGGAUCUUCCAGUCACCGUCGGACAUCCUCGAGACCCACCCCCGCCUCUUUUACUUCAUGGUCGGGACAGCGUUUGCUAAUAUUUCGUGUCGGCUGAUAGUCUGCCAGAUGAGCAGCACCCGGUGCCAGCCUCUCAACUGGAUGCUCCUGCCACUUGCCCUUGCCCUCCUGGUCAUAAUGUCAGGGCUAGUACAGCGCUACGAAACUCUCCUCCUCUACUUGCUCACUGGCAUCAUCACCUUGGCACACAUCCACUACGGAGUCGGUGUGGUGAGCCAGCUGAGCAAGCACUUCAACAUUCGGCCCUUCUCUUUACGGAAGCCCAACUCCGAUUGACUAGCCGUGGAGGAGGCAGCGGAAGAGGAGAAAGUCAGCCUGCACUCUGCAGAGGCGCUGUAAAGUCAGCAGCCUAUGUAAAUACACUUCAGCCAUCACCAUGGAACUGAAUUGACCCAGUUUGGAAGGUCAUGGGAAGGGGCAGAGAAUUCCAGAGACUGGCAGUGGAGACUGUUCUUUCCCUGCCCCCUCCAUCAUGCCACAUGAAUGGGAAGAAACUUCACAGUUGCGAUCAUGGGGUAGACCAACGGAACGUGCCCAAGGAAUCGUCAAGACCAGGCAUGGGGGAAGUGCCAUUCAGAACCCUUGAAAAAUCCGAAACCAAGAGCCAGGCACUGGCAGUGUCUCUGGAGCCACAAGACUGCCACAGAACAUCCGUGGGCUGCCCUGAGAACGUGGCCUCUCAGAAUGAAAGGAUGAAGUGGUGGACUGCUCCACAUCUCCUGCCACAGAUUAAGUCGUGCAAGGGGCUUUUGUAGAAAAUCUGUAGUAAAAGAGGCUUGAUGAAAGUCAUUUGGUUGAAGCAUGACUAACACGUAAAAUGUUCCCCCAUACUCCAUUCUCCCCUCUGCCUACCACCAUUUUGGCCCUGCAGAUAUUGACACUGCAGAUGCUGUAAACUCAAGUGUGUCUAGAGGGGUCAUCAUCCCACCACGUGCCAGUAGCCACGCUUGGAGCUCAAAGUGAAAUGGUCAGACCCUCAUACAUUAUGUUUAUUUCAAGGUUUUUGUUUGUGGUGUAUGGUGUUAAUUUCUCGUGAUAAUGUGUACACUUGCAGCUACAAUAUUGUGUGAGGAUAUUUCCAAGGCUCCUUUGGCAGGCACGUAAGUGUACGUAUGCACACCUUCCUAACACUAUACUGUUUUAGUAUGGGGAGAAGAGAAUUUGCUUUUUCUUUUCUUGGGGGGGUGGGGUGUGUGGGGGGAAAAGGUCAUUUUAUAACCCAUCUUUAGUUAGACCUUUCUAACCAUGUGGCUUGUUUCUGUUUCUCCAACUGGCAAUGUUGUGGCCAACCAUUCUUAAUCCUGUUUAAAACUGAGUGGUGGUGAAGAUUCAAGUGCUGAUUUUUCCCCCUCUUCUGUAUGUUUCUUUAUUUAAUGAAGAAAACUUUUUAUUUUUGUGCUUGUAUGAAGAGUGCCGCCUAAACCCAACUUUGUUGGAAAGGCUGCACCCGGAAGAAAUGGAGCGCAGCAGAGGACGUUCAUAUGUAAUUUACAGCAGGGUAAAAGUUUCAUGUUAUGAAACGUGAGGCAGGCAAAUCCCGCUUGGAAUAUCCCUCUUGUGGGUGAGAUGUGUAUUUCUGUAGGAAAAAAAAAUCUCAAUUGUGAAAUUACUAUUUAACUUUCCCCCCCUUUUUUUGUAAACUUGAAUCAUUAUGUCAAGCAAGAUGUGUGAGCAUUGUAAAAUCCAGGUUCCAGUUCUUAGCUCACUUUUUUCUGUGUGUAUAUAUAUUUUUAAAAUUAAGUUUGACCGCAGAUUCUGUUUGUAAAUGUUUAAUGUGCAAGAGAAGAGCAGAUUCUGAUAAUUACUGGUACAAAUUGCAAAAAGCAGCAGGAAAAGAAACCUGAGGUGGGGGCAUGGAUGACGAAACAAAAAUUCUGAUUGUGCUUGUUUGAUGAAUGUUGAACUGUGGUGGGGAAGGGGGCCUCCUUCCCCCCUUUUCAUUAAAUUACUUUGCACAGGAAGGAAGGGUACACAAGGGGAAUUAGGAUGUGCUUGAAUAGCUGAUGUUGUAACAUGUGGAAUCAAAUACCGUAACAAGUUGUAAACUGCACCUUGAAAAAUAUAACACAAACUUAAAAUCUUACAGAGCCUUAUUUUCUGGCUCUGGAGGCUGCUGAAUCAGAGCAAAGAGCUUAAGUUUUGUGUGCAUUUGUGCAUAGAACCAUUGCAGGAAUGCUUGGUUCCCUUUCUCUUUCUCUUGGUGCCGGGCUCUUCAAACUGGGGGUUCUAUGACAAUGUCCUGCAAUGUCCUGCAUGUAAAAAUCCUUUGGAUAGAAGAAUGGCCUUUUGCAGAAGCCAAAGGUUUUAGCAGGGUGAAAGUAUGUCACCUGCAUGCAAAACUCUGACUCAUUGAUACGAUGCAGUACAUAUCGACCCUGCCUGGUGGAAGUAUAUUUGGAAUCAUCGAUGCUUAGUUGUGCAUGCCCACCAGUGUGCCAGGACAACUUCCCCUUCACGGUGUUUCUGCGUUUGUGUUACAGGCUUCUUCCAAGGCAGAUUGCUUGUCUGUCUCUUUCUGUCUAAAAACCUGGUUCUACUUUCCUGUCUGUCUGUCUUAGCUUCUCAAUAAUAAGGAAAUUGGUGCCUUAAAUGACUUGCCUCAAGUUGAGGAAGAAGUCAGUUGUCUUAAUUUUUUUUUUAAACUUACCGUCCAAUUUAAAGGUGCAAGGAUAGCAUCUUCUGCUGUGAAAAUAGGGGAAACGGAUUUAAUUUGUGCUGGUUUGGUCUUAAUUUUGAUAACAUUGGAAGCAUUAUUGCAAAUUUAGUGGGAAUCAAAUGCACCAAUUUUUUGUCUUUUGUGUUUGUAGCACCUUUUUGUGUGCGCAAGUAUUCUUAAAGGUAUUAUGUGUACUGCAGGGGUGACUGUGUGUUUUGCCUCUCCCCUGCAUCCCAGAGGAAUUUGUAAAAGCCUGAAAGUUGUUCUGAGUCCUCUGUGCUUGCUGGAUUCCCUCUGUGAAUAAGUGGCACGUUCUUUCCAUUAGUGAGACAGAGGCAGUCAUUUUGCUCACCCUGGAAUUCUCUUUUUUCACCGCUUGAAGUGACUGCGCCAUCUUGCUGCUUUGCUUGUUGUGGUUUGACUCAUGGCUCCUCCUCAAUAGCUGCUUUGACUUCUAAGGAGUUGCUCAGCAGGGUUCUUCUGUGGUCUGUGGACAGAGACCUGCCACAGGGCAGAUGCCACAUUUGCAUUCUGCAGGAUCCAAACUAUGGAGGCAGAGCUUGGUCCAGGCAAGCGCUCCUGUGAAGGGAAGAUCUGCUUUCACAGUUGCUUAAUGAGUUCUUACGAGGGGGAGAGAAGGAAUCGGCCGAGUCCAGAAGGCUCCAGCAGAAUGCAGAAUCCACUUCUGCUGUGGAGGUGAGAGUCAGAUGGAUUGGAAGUGGAUAACAAAUGGCUAGGAAACUUAGAUUGGAAGUGGAUAACUAAUGGCUAGCAGACUUAUGGUUCAUUGGCAUACAAACCUGGUUGCUUCUACUUGGUACCAACUUUGAGGGUGUACUCAUUUUCAGAGUGGCUGCUAAUAAUUUGGGGUUGGUCUGUACCUCGUGAGGACCUGUUGGCUAUUUCUAGUUUAGAUCUCAGUAGAAUGCCCUGGACAAUGGUGUCUGUACAACCUUUGCUUGUUCCAGCAAUGUUGGUUGGGCAGUGUGGGUGUGUGUGUAAGCCAUAGCCUUGAAAGAACUCUUUUCUUUUUUGCUUUGAAAAGCAAUCAUAAGAGGUAGAGUUCUGUGAUGGGGAUUUCUGAGAGAGGUCCUGCUUAUAUAGGUUUAUUUCCACCCCACCUGUCCCAGGCUUAGCAGCAACUCUGCUACCAUAUUCUGGGACUUGGAGGCAUGUUUUCUACUGCAGGCCCAUCUGGAAAUGCAGGCAUUUCAGGCCAUGGCUUUGCCUCUCUGGCAAAAGGCUAAAUUAGGCCUCUGUCUAAAGCUGUAUAUAUAAAUGUAAAGAGGUUCUCCAUGCUCUGGCAAGGGUCUGUGGCCUGUCUUUUUUCUGCACAUGAAAGGCUCCUUAUUUUGCUUGCAUUCAGAGUGGGCCCCAUUAGGAAACAGGGGUGGCAGCUCUAUUACAAAUGAACCGUGCAUAAAUUCUGAACUUGCCUUGCUUUUCCUUGAUCUUGGCAUUUUGGAAAAGCUAAUUGGCAGGCCAUUGUCUGAAAGGUGGGCCCGUUUUCCAACACAGCAUACUUGGGAGGGCCAAAUCUGGCUCAUGCCUCCCCCCCUCCUUGGGGGGAAUGUAAAACUGGGUCCCUUUAAGAGUUUGGCCCUCCAGAUGAUGCCUUGGUCUUUUCGUCUGUCUGCCUGGAAGGGCUUACCACAGUUCUAAGGCAAGGGAUUCUCUGAUUUGUAUUUUGCAAUAUGUUCAGUUCACCAGGCUCUGACCUGGACUGACUGCAUCCAUGCAAACUAAUUGUAUAGACUAUUAUUACUGGAAGAAAAUAGCUAUAGGAAAAUGUACCUUGUCACAGUGGGGCGGGGCAGGGUGGACCUCCCAGCACUCCACACUUGGUCUGGAGUCAUAUCUGACUUAUACAUACAUUAUUGGGAGCUUUGACUGUCUUGCGAUGGAUUUGAAUUCUGAUCCAUGAAAUGCUAUUAUUGGUAAAUAUUUAUUGUAUUAAAAAAACCCAACCUACUAUGGAAAUAAACUUCAAUAAAAAAAUUUUCCAAGCUUU
Messenger RNA from Eublepharis macularius, 5685 nucleotides. RefSeq names its product selenoprotein I (gene SELENOI). Lineage: Eukaryota; Metazoa; Chordata; Lepidosauria; Squamata; Eublepharidae. The transcript is spliced from 10 exons. Gene Ontology annotation, molecular function: ethanolaminephosphotransferase activity. Gene Ontology annotation, cellular component: Golgi apparatus; endoplasmic reticulum membrane. The record is from RefSeq and is a predicted model, not a curated record. Gene Ontology annotation, biological process: phosphatidylethanolamine biosynthetic process.